AUGAGCAAACUUCUAGCGACGGUAAAUUGCGACAUGGGGGAGGGUUUUGCUCUAUACAAGAUCGGUGACGACGAAUCGUUGAUGAAGACAAUUCAUCUCGCUAACGUGGCCUGUGGAUUUCACGCGUCUGACUUCUCAAUCAUGAAUGAGACUGUACGACUCGCCAAAGAGAACAACGUCCGGGUUGGAGCCCACCCAUCUCUUCCUGACCGACAAGGUUGGGGGAGACGUGAAAUGUCCAUGGAGCCCGACGAACUCGCAUCAUGCUUUAUUUACCAAGUCGGUGCUUUGACCGGUUUUCUGUCCCUCCACAACCUCUCGCUCAACCAUAUCAAGCCUCACGGCGCUGUGUACGGCAUGACCGCACGCGACAUGUCGCUUGCGCGUGCCGUGCUCGGCGUCGCGAAGCUGUACAACGUCCCGUUCAUGGGGCUGGCGGGUACAUGCCAUCAGACCGCCGCGAAAGAGCUGAGUGUGCCAUUCAUUGCCGAAUGGUUCGCCGAUCUCGAAUACAGCGACGAAGGCAAGCUGCUCAUAACCAAGAAGCAUGACCCCGUCCCGCUCUCCGUGGUCAAGGCUCGAGUCAGCCGACUCUUGUCCGACAAACAGAUCACAACUCUCGGCGGCAGUGUUCCUCUGCCAGAAGGGGUUUCCGAGGUCUCCAUCUGCUGUCACUCCGAUACCCCGGGCGCGGUCGAGAUUGCACACGCGGUCAAGGCGCUCGUGGACUGGAACAACGAACAAGUGUAA
This is a messenger RNA of Epithele typhae, 750 nucleotides long. Its product is annotated as LamB/YcsF family protein. The transcript has 9 exons. Lineage: Eukaryota; Fungi; Basidiomycota; Agaricomycetes; Polyporales; Epitheliaceae. Gene Ontology annotation, biological process: carbohydrate metabolic process. The coding region runs from base 1 to 750 and encodes 249 amino acids. The record is from RefSeq and is a predicted model, not a curated record.